Messenger RNA from Coregonus sp. 'balchen', 2812 nucleotides. The record is from the annotation of a GenBank genome assembly. Lineage: Eukaryota; Metazoa; Chordata; Actinopteri; Salmoniformes; Salmonidae.
CAGAACGUGUUAGCUGGAAAGGGAGUGGGGAUAUGUGAAGACCUCAUCACUCUACAGAUCACAUCCUCCACGGUGUGUGACCUCAGUCUGAUUGACUUACCUGGGAUCACCAGGGUAGCUGUGAAAGGACAACCAGAUGACAUUGGAGCCCAAGUAAGUCUAACGUUAGAGUGUAUAGCUUUUGGACUUUUGUCCAGUACAUUGCUUGGUUAUCUCAUAGCUAUUGGUUCUCAUCUCAUGAUACACUAAUGAUGAAUUGUUUUAGCCGGGUGUACGGACUUUUUACCAUAAUUGCUAGAAAGGUAGCUAUGAUGGUUAAAGCUGGUGAAAGGUACUUUGAAUGUUUUGGGUUUGAAGAAGGUUAAGCUUCAGAACCAUGAAAAACAGAGUGCCCCACACAGGGCUAUAUCACGGUAACAAGCGGUCGGCUACCCUCUUGUGGAUUAAUCAAAUAACUCAGUCAAAGGCUUGCAUCCUGACUGACUGUCACAUUCUUCUUCCUUUUUUGCUAGAUCAACAAUCUCAUUACAAAAUACAUCAAGAAUAAGAGAACCAUUAUUUUGGUGGUGGUACCAUGUAAUGUUGACAUAGCAACAACAGAGGCCCUGAAAAUGGCAAAAGAAGUGGAUACUGAAGGCACAAGAACUCUGGGUAAAGAAAUGAUAUAGAUACAUGUAUUUUUUAUAGGGUUUAUGUAUUAGCAGUUAUCAUCAUGCUUUUCAUUUGCCUUCAAGCCAUUCUGACAAAGCCAGACCUGAUAGACCCGGGAGCAGAGAAGAAUGUGUUGGAAAUUGUCCACAAUGAAAUCAUCGUUCUCAAUAUGGGCUAUGUCAUUGUGAAAUGUCGUGGUCAGAAGCAAAUUGAUGAAAACAUGUCCAUAGCUCGUGCGAUUGAGGAUGAGUUGGAAUUCUUCCAAAAUCAUGAAGACUUCAGGUAAAAUGUGUUCUUGCCAUGUGUUAAGUGAACUAGCAUCUUUGUUUUUUGAUGGCUUCACAUCUGAAAAUGUUCAGGGCCACAAACUGUAUGUUUCAGGAUUUUAUGAAAAGUAUAUUUUUCCACAUAUCCACUGAGAGUAGUUCCAUAUAGUAUUGAUGAAUAGUAUUUUCUUCUGAGUCCCAGGCCUUUUUAUUGCUCACUCACCUCCCUUCUCUUACAUUUCUACAUAUAGUACUUUUUAACAUUCGAAAUCAAAUAGCUAAAUGAUCCUUGGUGUGAUCAUCUUUAAACAAUUCCACAUGUUAACUUAGCUCAUGCACAUAUCUCUAGCUUAAACAGACAGAUUUUGAUGGGGAUUAUUUUAUUAUGUUAAUUAGAUUUACAUGGGGGCGUGACCAUUGUAGGCCAAGGGGUUAACUGACAUUUGUAUUUGACAUUUUUUAUACCAUUUUCGGGAUGAAAUACUGUUUUUGUUAAAUUUCUCUUCCUUUUAAUGUAUAGAUCCCUCUUGCGUCAGGAGAAGGCAACCACCAAGUGCCUAGCCACUAAGCUCAGUAAUGCCCUGGUCAAACAGAUCAAGGUUAGUCCAACCACAAACCCUAUGAUUAUCUGUUUCCAGUGCACACUGGAAAACAUGUGGUCUGGUACCUAUUAACUUGUUGUAUGUUUGCUCCUGGUCAGAAAUACCUGCCCCAGAUGUCAGAGAAGAUAAAGGAGCAGCUGGCGGACAUAAAGAUUGCAUUGAGUAUAAUAGAGUGUGGGCCUCCCCUGGAACCUGAAGAGAAGAGAAAGUACCUCAUUCAGGUGAGUCAAUCUUUCACCUUUCCAUCUUUCAGCUUCGUAAACGGCUUCUUUUCUACAAAAUUGCCACACAAAUGUAUGAUGUAAGGUUUGGAAACCACCACUGUUGCACAGUGGUCCAGCUGUGUUAUUGUCAUGGUUUGGUAAAUUGUCAGGAGAAUGUCCUUGGGAGACAAAGUCUGUUUCUAUCACUCCUAUAGACAGUAAAGGCAUCAACUCUGUUGCACAUCCUCUGCCAAUUGGAUUGGUCAGAUUUGCAACACAGCUGUAAGAGUAGAACCACUGUCCAGAAAGACAAAUAAAACAGCAUCAAAACUUUCUCCACACUCCCACUCGCCUUCCUCUCUCCUUCCUUAAUUUCCCACGGAUUAUGUUUGUCACCAGGUUAAACAAUACUUUGCCUCGACAGCAGAUCUUGUAAAAACACUUGGACACACCAGUGUAAGAUAGUUCUUGCUUAAUAUCUGUAGAUGACGUAAGGAUGGAUGGGUCUUGUGGAGCCAUCUCAUAAAACAGUAAUCUAAAAGGACUAAAUAUGAAACAUUUAAACAGGUAGGUUUUAUUGUUUUAUGUUUUUAUAGUGUUAUGUUUCCUUCUUCAGGUCAUAACAGAGUUCAAUGAGCAGAUUACCCAACUGUCCACAGGGGAUAUUAUCGUUGAGGAAAAUCUAUUUGAGCUCAUGCGAAAGGCAUUUAUAGACUGGAUGGAAUGUCUGAAAUAUGCCAAAUCAAAUUGUAGGUACAAUUAUGAAUAGACAGGAUAUUGCUCACCAAAUAAAUAUUUAUGUUUCUAAAUAUCCCUAAUAUUUACUGAUAUAAUUAUGAUACUACUAAUAGUUAUGUCAUACAAUAGCGAUUAUAAUCCAUUAUAUCUCCAAUAAAUGAUUAACAUUGUUUUCCUCAAUUUAGACAAUGAUGAAGUGCAACAAGUGGUCAAUGAAUAUGACAAGGAACACAGGGGAAGUGAGCUGCUUGGUUUCAGUAACUACAGGGUAUUUCAACAUGUUGUUCAGAAACUAGUGGCUAAACUUAAGGAUCCAGCUAUGGCGACACUAGAGAAAAUCAGAGGUAAGUGA